GAGACGUCUUAUGAGAAACUCAAGCAAGAGCAACUCACAGCAAGCUCGAGCAUGUACAGGCCAUUCAGUGACCAUGAAGAAUGGAAACUUGCUCAGUGGCUCUUCAAGAACUGCAGCCAGUCAGCUGUUGAUCGUCUGUUGAAGAUGGAUAUUGUAAGCCUUCUAUUUCAUACAGCUAGCCAUGAGCUUACUCAAAGACUGGUCUUCAUCAACAUGGAAAACCUGAAGGACAGAUUCAACAAGCUCCCCACACGGCCAGUCUGGGACUGCUUCAAUGUUGAGUGCAGUUGUAACUAUCAUGCAUUAACAAGUGAACCCUUGACAGAAGACAAAACGGAGAUACUUGAGCUAUGGAUGUGUGACUCUCUCGAAGCUGUAUGCGACUUGAUGGGCAAUCCAGAGUUUCAUGACCACAUGGCCUAUGCACCUGAAUGCGUAUAUGAUGACAAGAUGGGCGAGAAGCGGCAUGUUGAUGAAAUG
This is a messenger RNA of Coniophora puteana RWD-64-598 SS2, 480 nucleotides long. RefSeq lists its product as uncharacterized. Lineage: Eukaryota; Fungi; Basidiomycota; Agaricomycetes; Boletales; Coniophoraceae. The record is from RefSeq and is a predicted model, not a curated record. The transcript is spliced from 3 exons. The annotation marks the transcript as partial.